AUAUUGAGUGUGGCAGGCUUCCUCUUUGCUCCAAAGUUCAUUUUAAAGCCGAUUUUUCUGCCUUUCGCAGCUGCUUUUCCAGCCUAGAGCGCAGCCCACCCAACUUUACCUGUUUGAAGGUGAAAGAGAUGCUUGGAAAAUGAGGAUUCAAAGCUAUUCUGCAUUGCUCCAGCUGCCUGCUCCGUUUUAAUUGCAUUUCCUGCCUCUUUGGAGCCUUUCUUCUCCAGAUGUUUGGGACUCCAAUACCCAUCAUGCAGCAUGGCCUGGGAUGAUGGAAAUCUGGGACACCUGAAUAAAUUAGCAAGGCUUGCCAGCCUGCUUGCAGUGGUCCAGAAUCCAGGCCUCCAGGAUGGCGCAGGAGAGACGGAGGUCCGUCGGGCUGCCGGCCCCGUGCAUCCUUGGCAUCGAUCUGGGUACCACGUCCGUCAAAGUGGCCCUGGUGGAAAAAACGAACAAGGGCCCAUCCCUGGUCGCCAGCUGCACCGAGCUGGUUCAGGCCGAUGUGCCCAUCAAAGACCCGCAGUUGCGGGAGAAUGAGCAGGAUGUCCACGGAAUCAUCGAAGCUUUGAACAGCUGUCUGAUGACUCUUUCUCCGGCUUUUACCCAAAGAGUUUGCUGCAUUGGCGUUUCCGGACAAAUGCACGGGGUGAUGUUUUGGGAAGCUGGAAAAGGUGGGAAAUGGACCGAAAGUGGAAGUCGGUGGAGUUUUCAGCCGGAGAAAGUCAGUCACCUCAUCACCUGGCAAGAUGGCCGCUGCAGCCCCAAAUUCCUCUCUUCCCUCCCUGAGCCGCGUUCGCACCUCAGCGUGUCUUCCGGCUACGGCUGCGCCACCGUCUUCUGGCUCUUGAAGAACAGGCCAGAUUUCCUGGCACCCUACACCGCUGCUGGAACGAUCCAGGACUACGUCGUGGCCAUGCUUUGCGGCCGAGAGAAGCCACAGAUGUCCGUGCAAAAUGCUGCUGCCUGGGGAUACUUCAGUAGCCUCGAUAAAUCCUGGAACACUACACUUUUGAAAGACGCUGGCUUUCCUAUCCACUUGCUUCCUGAAGUGGUCGAUUCUGGAGAUCUUGCUGGGGAAACCUGCCAGGCGUGGCACCGGAUCGCAGCCGGGACCAAGGUUGGGGUAGCCUUGGGAGAUUUCCAGUGCUCGGUUUACUCUUGCAUGUCUGAAAACAGCGAUGCAGUUCUCAAUGUCGGGACGUCUGCCCAGUUGGCGGUCUCCAUGCCCCCCGAGUUUCAGCCCGUGGAGUCCCCCGAUCCGAAUUCCCCUGUACAGUAUUUCCCGUAUUUCGACAACCGCUACCUGGCGGUGGCUGCUUCGCUGAACGGCGGAAAUGUGAUGGCGACGUUCGUGAAGAUGCUGGUUGGAUGGAUGGCUGAGCUAGGGAUCGAAGUCUCCGAAUCGACUCUCUACCGGCCGAUGAUCGAAGCCGGCCUGACCUUCGCCGAGACCCGUCUUCACAUCUGCCCGACCGUCUUCGGGGAAAGGCACGCGCCCACCGGUCUGGCUUCGGUGACGGCGAUCGCGGCUUCCGAAAUUUCCUUGGGGCAGGUGAUCCGGGCUUUGUGCCGAGGGGUGAUCCGAAACCUGCACUCCAUGCUUCCCUCCGAGAGCUUGAAGGACGCCGGGGCGAAACGGAUCGUGGCCAGCGGAAGCGGACUCUGCCGAAACGAGGUGAUGAAGCAGGAAGUGGAGGCGGCCUUCGCUCUCCCCGUGGUCUACGGCAAAGUCGCCGAUGCUGCCGUGGGUGCAGCUUACGUGAUGCUAAAGAGGAAUUACGGCAGAACAGAGCCGGAAGGGACCUCGGAGGUCUUCUAGUCCAACCCCUUGCUCGAGCAGGAGAUCCUACGCCAUUCCGGACAAAUGGCUGUCCAAUUUCUUCUUAAAAACUUCCAGUGAUGAAGCACCCACAACUUCUGGUGGCAAGCUGUUCCACUGGUUAAUUGUCCUCACUAUCUGGAAGUUUCUCCUUAGUUCUAGGUUGCAUCUCUCUCUUGAUUAGUUUCCCCAUAAAAGGGAUCAACAUUAACCUUGGGCAGGUGAUCGAAUUCUGAGGUCAAUCAGGAAUCAUAGAAUCUUAGACUCAAAAGGGACCCUGGAGGUCUUCUAGUCCAACCCCUUGCUCAAAUCAAGAGGUCUUAGGUCAUAAAUUUGCAGCUGAGAUUCUUGGUCUCUCUAUAACUGAAUCAAUCAGAAUACAACUGGAAGGGACCUUGGAGGUCUUCUAGUCCAGCCCCCUGCUCGAGCAAGAGAUCCUAAACCAUUCCAGACAAAGGAUUGUCCAAUCUCUUCUUAAAAACCUCCAGUGUUGGAGUACCCACAACUUCUGGUGGCAAGCAGUUCCACUGGUAAAUGGUUCUCACUGUCAGGAAAUUUCCAGAUGGCUUCCCCUCUUGAUUACAGGCAGUCCUCGACUUACAACAGCAUUUAGUGACCAAAGUUACAACAGCACUAAAAAAAAAGCGACUUAUGACUUACGACCAUUUCAACACCACCCCGGUUACCGUGAUCAAAAUUCAGAAUUUAAUUUUUUUUUUCUAAAAAAGAAAAGUGACCAAAGGAUUAUACAUUAAAACCGAUUUGUAAAGAAAAACGA
Molecule: messenger RNA, 2597 nt
Organism: Pantherophis guttatus
Lineage: Eukaryota; Metazoa; Chordata; Lepidosauria; Squamata; Colubridae
Gene: SHPK
Product: sedoheptulokinase
Biological process (GO): glycerol metabolic process; phosphorylation; cellular response to lipopolysaccharide
Cellular component (GO): cytosol
Molecular function (GO): sedoheptulokinase activity
Source: RefSeq, a predicted model, not a curated record